AUGGGGAAUUUGCUAAACAGUUUAAUUUUCCGGCCACACCCGCCGAGCUAUUCGAGGAACCGACAUGAUCUUCAUUUUUUCGAAACGAAGCAUGGUAGUAAGAUAUGCGGAAUCUUCAUUGACAACAAGGCGGAUACAACCAUUUUAUUUAGUCAUGCAAAUGCAGAAGAUAUAGGAGAUGUAGUACGAUUUUAUCAGUAUCGCCUGAGACGACUAGGAUUGAAUCUAUUUGCCUAUGACUAUAGUGGCUAUGGGCACAGUUCAGGUCAUCCCACUGAAGCGCAUGUGUACAAUGAUGUAGAAGCAGCCUAUGAUUAUCUAGUGAAGGUGUUACGUGUUCCAAGGCAUAGCAUAAUAGCUUAUGGAAGGAGUUUGGGUUCAGCUGCAUCUGUCCAUAUAGCAACAAAGAAGAACUUGUUAGGUUUAAUUCUUCAAGCUCCAUUGGCAUCUAUACAUCGGGUUAAGUUAAAACUAAAGUUUACCCUACCUUAUGAUUCCUUUUGCAAUAUUGAUAAGGUACACAUGAUUAACUGUCCCAUUCUAUUUAUCCAUGGAACGAAGGAUAAGCUUCUUUCCUACCAUGGCACAGAAGAAAUGAUUCGAAGGACAAAUGUUAAUACGUAUUUUAUGUUCAUAGAAGGAGGAGGUCAUAACGAUUUGGAUAGUAGCUAUGGAAACCAAGUGUAUGCUGCGUUAGUAGCUUUCCUUUAUGUACUAAAAAAUAAUAUAAGAGAAAAUGUAAACAGUGUAUAUGACAUAUCAAAUGUGAACAUGAUGAAAUUAAGGAACAUGUUCAUUUCGAAUAAUACGAAGAACAUGAAGGAAAGAGUGAAAGAGAAGAAGAGGAAGGGAGAGGAGAAUGGAAUGGUGAGUGGUUCUGCGGGAAGUGUAAAUGGAAGACAGGGUAAUAGGAAUGAAAGUAGAGGAAGUAAUGAAGUAUUAAAUUCGUUCAUGAGUAAUAUGGAAAGAUGGUAUACGGAUGAAAGUAUAUUUAGGGUUUAUACAAAGGAUUCAGGUUAUGAUUCAUCACAAAGUCUUAGUAGUGUUUUAGGUUCUGCCGAAUCUACUAUGAGGCACAUACCAGAUAAUACGUUUUAUGAAAGUGACACGAACAUUAGCAUUGAAGAUCUGUGUAGAUUGGCUGGUGGGAAGAAUAACUUAAAUAGGAGUAAAUUGUAUAACGGUAAGGACAGUGGUGCUUCGUGUAGCUCAUUUACGAAACGUGGUUGGAUAGACAGAAGUGAUGGUGCUGUAGGUAACCAUCGGAAUGGACAUCGAGGAGUUAGUAGAGAACGUUACCCCGAUGGUAGACGAAUUGACAGUAAAGAUGGUCGGGACAGAAGUCGUAUGAAGGUGUGCUCAAGUUAUGUGUACAACCCGGCGAGGAGAGAAAACAUAUCCCCCUCGAAUAUGGACCAUAGUUCAAGCCAAUGUAGCCGCAGUGAUGUAUAUAUGGGUAGUGAACAGGACUUGGCGCAACGAGGGAAUGGUACCUGCAUGGGUGGCAGCUCCUCUGAAAAAGUGAACUCCCGAAGGUCAGGAGAGAGUCGAAAUAUUUACUCGGUGGAUAGGGUUCCUAGGAUUUCGCAGGAUAUGAAGAGUGUUGGCUCCUCCCCCGUGAGUGAAAGAGGAAGUUAUGCACGCAGCUAUGAGCAGUGUAAUAACGGAAGGGAAGAGACUACCAUUAGGGGGCAUAGAAAUGGAGAGCAAUAUUCAAGUGAAUCAAGAAAAGGUGGAGGAAAUAUGAACCCAAGUAAGGCAAGUCUGGCAAGUGUUUCAUCCAAUGAUAGCAAAAUCAGCAGUGUGGGCAGAGGACCCUUCAAGGAGGAGAGGGCCAAGGUGAUGAAUGAAAGUAGAAGGAAUAUGCAAAGCGAUACUAUUAAGCAGGGUAGUAGUGUUGUAAAAGAAGGAUGUGCCACGAGCGAACAUGUGUACUCAAAGAAUUAUUACAAAAAAGAAGGAAACAGGAUACGCAAGGAAAUGGAGAAUAAAAUAACCGACAUUAAUAAUCAAAAGAUUAACAGAUACAAUGAAUUUAUCUACGGAAAUCAGGAGAACAAAAUGGGUGAUUGUCCGAACGAGAUUAUGGAACCUGUACAGAGGGAAGUGUCUUCAGCUAGCAGCAGUACUUUGAAUAAUUUGAAUUCGCUAUUUGCCUACUAA
This is a messenger RNA of Plasmodium knowlesi strain H, 2163 nucleotides long. RefSeq names its product alpha/beta hydrolase, putative. The transcript has a single exon. Bases 1 to 2163 code for a protein of 720 amino acids. NCBI's taxonomy places the organism in Eukaryota, Apicomplexa, Aconoidasida, Haemosporida, Plasmodiidae. The record is from RefSeq and is a predicted model, not a curated record.